UAAGGGGCAGCAGACAGUGAUGUCCAGCACAAGCUGUACACCGCCUGUACCUCACCACCACCACCGCCGUUGUCAUGAAGUCUCUGGUGAUCUUGUGUGCCCUGGCCGCUUGCGGCGCCUCCCAACUGCUGGCUCCUGGACCAGUGGCAGUCCGCGCCCCUUCCUACGACUCCGCCAUCAUCCAGAGUCAUCGUCUGGGUGGUAACUUCGCUUACUCCACCAACGAGGCUCACGCCUACGCUGUGCAGACACCUGUUAUCGGACUUCGCUCAGUUCCUGUCGGUGUUAGCUACGAACCAGGCACCCCCAUAGUCAAGACUGCCACACAGUACAUCAUCCAGCAGAUCCCCCAGUACGCCUACGCCUACCCCCAUCUCCAUGCCGCUCCCCAGGUCGCCUUCCCUUACCCUUACACUUUCGGAACCGCUGUUAUUGCCGCUGAAGCAGCAAACAAACCCGGCACACAGGAACAACUCACCGAUGCCGAACCCGCCACAGCCGAACUCACCGUUAUCGAACCCUCCGCAGCCGAACUCGCCGAUACCGAACCCGUCACAGCCGAACUCACCGAUACCGAACCCGCCACAGCCGAACUCACCAAUGCCGAACCCUCCACAGCCGAACUAAUCAAUGCCGAACCCGCUACGGCUGAGCUCACCUUUGUCGAACCCGCCACAGCCGAACUCGCCGAUCCCGAGCCCGCCGCCGUAAACGAACGCAUAGUGGACACCCUGUAAAAUGCCUCCUUCGUUCGUGCGCUUCACUCUUGCAUCAAGACGCACUUGUCUUUCCCCUCUACUACCUACCAUUAGUUCGAGUUAUAAAUGUAUCAUGGUGUGGGUUCGCCUUGGCGUACGCGUGUCUUGUCGUGAUCACGUACUCUCUUGGACAUGCCUCGUUGUGUUCCGCAGUGACAGAGCCCAUCAGGGUUGGUCGCCGCGUCAGGUAUAGCUCCGGUGUACAAACUUGUGCCUCAUUUUUUUCAUAAUAAAAAUAAUUGUGUGCUACCGUAUUAUCAAUUAUUCCUUCGUCCCAUAAAACGAUGAUUUCUCUUGAAAUGUUGUCAUAGAAGAUAAUGACUGGGAAAGAGCAGACGGAACGUUUUAAUCACUCUGUUAUCAGUCGGGUAUACUUGUAACAGCGAGUGAAACGUUGGCAUAA
Messenger RNA from Cherax quadricarinatus, 1161 nucleotides. RefSeq names its product proline-rich protein 27-like. NCBI's taxonomy places the organism in Eukaryota, Metazoa, Arthropoda, Malacostraca, Decapoda, Parastacidae. The record is from RefSeq and is a predicted model, not a curated record.